This is a messenger RNA of Pseudozyma hubeiensis SY62, 630 nucleotides long. Its product is annotated as flavin containing amine oxidase. The coding region runs from base 1 to 630 and encodes 209 amino acids. The record is from RefSeq and is a predicted model, not a curated record. NCBI's taxonomy places the organism in Eukaryota, Fungi, Basidiomycota, Ustilaginomycetes, Ustilaginales, Ustilaginaceae. The transcript has a single exon.
AUGUCAGCUCCCUCGCGACCACCGUGGUUCGCACCCUCCUCCGUCCCACCCAUCCUCCUCCUCACCGUCGUCACCUCCUUCGCCUUCAACCACGCCCUCAUCUCCACACAACGAAAAGCAGACCUCCUCACCCAUCGCAUCCACACCUCCCUCCUCCAAGACACCAUCGACUACAACUCUCGACUUCUCUACCAUCUCAAUCCGCCUUCCUCGAGCACCUCUUUCUUCUCUUUCAAGCGCUCCCCCUCGCCGAUACUCACCGCGGAACCUGAGUGGAUCCAGGAAGAGAGCGAAUCAUUACACCGGCGGUGGAAGGCUCUAGGCUUGAACCCACGAGGGAUACUCGCAUCAACCACGCCCACCGCUGAACCGGAAACACAAGAGGAAAGACCGUCGGUGGGACCAAAACAAGUCUCUUGGUCCGAAAUCUUCCUCGGCAACCGCGAGACAAGAUCAACCCUCACCGAUCGUUGGCAGAAAGUCACCGCCGGCAUCAAAGACUCCUUCUCCUCUCUCAACCUCACCUCGGCACCACAUCCAGACACGGACGAACAACAGUCGAUACAGGAUCAAGAGGAACUGCAGCAACUCUCUCAACUCUGGUCGGCCGAAUUGCAAAAGUCUUCCUAG